AUGUCGAAAACAGUCCAUAUAUCGUCACCUGCCCAGUUCAGUGAGCUCCUGCAGUCUUCCAAGAUUGUAGUGGCAGACUUCUACGCCGACUGGUGCGGGCCUUGCCACCAGGUCGCUCCCAUUUACGAACAACUCUCGGCCGCCCUCUCGCGCCCGGACCUUGUGACGUUUGUCAAGGUCGACACGGAGGCACAGAAGGAAGUUGCCCAAGCUUAUGCCAUCACAAGUCUCCCGACCUUCAUCGUCUUCCGCAAUGGCAAGACGGUUGACAAGGUCCAGGGGGCGAACCCCCUCAAUCUCCAGGCCAUCGUCAAGAAGCUGAGCGAUGAGAUUGAAAACAUGGGCACCGACGCCGAGGCGAGCGGCAGCGGCAGCGGCAGCGGCGUUGACGGCGGUGGUAAAUGGCGAGGCGCAGACCUUCCCCGCGGCUACGGCGACAUCACGGACCAGAUCGAGCUACAGAGAUGCGAGCUCCUCAACGUGGACACAACGACGGGCGGCGUGCGGGUGCUGUUCGACGGCACAAAGCCCAGCGCGCUUAUCGGCGGCAAGGGCACGUCCAAGGAUUGGGUUGAAAGCGACACGGACGAGCAGUUGAUGCUCUUUCUGCCGUUCCAGUCCAUGGUGAAGCUACACACUCUCCAGAUCACAUCUAUACCGCCCAGCGACAACGACGAUGAAGAUGCGCCCACUAGGCCGCGAACAAUCAAGCUAUUCAGCAACAAGCCCCACAAUCUCGGGUUUGAUGAGGCCGAAGACAUGUCCGCUACCCAGGUUAUUGAGCUAUCGGAGAAGGACUGGAACGCCGAAGGCACUGCAAACGUUGGCCUGCGAUACGUCAAGUUCCAGAACAUCACCAGCUUGGUGCUGUUUGUGGUGGAUGCUGAAAAUGGCAGUGAAAAGGUGAGGCUGGACCGGGUUCGACUAAUCGGAGAGGCUGGCGAGAAGCGAGAAAUGGGUAAAUUGGAGAAGAUUGGGGAUGAGCCUGGUGAGUAG
Messenger RNA from Lasiosphaeria miniovina, 996 nucleotides. Its product is annotated as PITH domain-containing protein. The record is from RefSeq and is a predicted model, not a curated record. Bases 1 to 996 code for a protein of 331 amino acids. Gene Ontology annotation, cellular component: cytosol. NCBI's taxonomy places the organism in Eukaryota, Fungi, Ascomycota, Sordariomycetes, Sordariales, Lasiosphaeriaceae. Gene Ontology annotation, molecular function: protein-disulfide reductase activity. The transcript has 3 exons.